Neurospora tetraspora is the source of this 1937-nucleotide messenger RNA. RefSeq names its product pyridoxal phosphate-dependent transferase. Gene Ontology annotation, cellular component: cytoplasm. Gene Ontology annotation, molecular function: pyridoxal phosphate binding; kynureninase activity. The coding region runs from base 53 to 1540 and encodes 495 amino acids. The transcript has 3 exons. Gene Ontology annotation, biological process: NAD+ biosynthetic process. The record is from RefSeq and is a predicted model, not a curated record. NCBI's taxonomy places the organism in Eukaryota, Fungi, Ascomycota, Sordariomycetes, Sordariales, Sordariaceae.
GAUUGGACCCUCCACUAUCGAUAGCGACGAUGCAAGAGCCUCUCACAACUUCAUGGCUGCUUCAUCGUGGUCCACCAACAACGACAACCAUCCCACCAACUCACCCACCAAGUGGAAAAACAUGAGUACCGCAGCGGUUCAAGACGCCCGGAAGCAGGCUGAGGCUCUGGACAAUGAGGACCCCAUCGCCUUCGUCCGCGAUGAGUUCAACAUUCCUACCAAGGCCCAAAUAGCGAGCUCCCGCUUGGCCGACUCUCACCUAGCCGCCUUGCCAGAGUCCGAGGACGAUACCAAGUGCAUUUACCUCUGCGGCAAUUCGCUGGGUGUGCAACCCAAGAGAACAGUCACUCGUCUCAAUCAGUAUCUCACCACAUGGGCCACUCAAGGAGUGCAGGGCCAUUUCAAGCCUCUUGAAGAGUCCCCUCUUCCGACGUGGCUUGAUGCCGAUGCCAAAGCUGCAGAGCUUAUUGCUCCCGUUGUUGGUGCCGACGUUUCCGAGGUGGCUGUCAUGCAGACCCUGACUGCCAACAUCCACCUUUUGAUGUCUGCCUUUUACCGCCCCGAUAUCAAUGGUCGUCACAAGAUCAUCUUAGAGAACAAGGCUUUCCCUAGUGACCAUUUCGCGGUCGAGACCCAAAUUCGCCAUCAUGGCUUGUCUACUGAAAAGUCCAUGGUUCUGAUAGAGUCAUCCUCCAAGGACAACAUCAUCACCACCGAGGAAAUCUUGUCCGUAAUCUCGGCCCAUGCUGACAGCACAGCUCUACUCUUGCUCCCCGGUAUCCAAUACUACACUGGUCAGUUGCUUGACAUUCCCGCCAUCACAGCUUUUGCCCAUGAGCACGGCAUAUUUGUCAUCUGGGAUCUCGCCCACGCGGUAGGUAACGUGCCACUGUAUCUCCACGACUGGGGAGUAGAUGCGGCGGCUUGGUGCAGCUACAAGUACCUCAAUGGCGGCCCUGGAUGUAUCGGCGGCCUGUUCGUCCACACCAACAACAGCGUCGUGACCAAGGAGAUCACGGACGAGAAACCUGAGGAGGGCUACAAUAACCGCUUGGCGGGCUGGUGGGGCAAUGACAAGAAGACGAGGUUUGUCAUGGCCAACAAGUUCCACCCCGUGGCCGGUGCGGCCGGCUUCCAGUUGAGCAACCCUAGCAUUCUGGACAUUACCAGUCUGAGCGCCUCCUUGGAGAUUUUCCAGGAGGCUGGCGGCAUGGAAGCGCUGAGGAGCAAAUCCCUCAAGCUGACCAACUUCCUCGAAGCCACUCUCGGUCAGAUGAAGGAGGAAGACCGAGCUCACUUCCGUAUCAUCACCCCUUCCAAGCCAGAGGAAAGAGGCGCGCAGCUGAGUCUCAUGCUCUCCGACGGGCUCCUAGAUACCGUCAUGAAGGAGCUCGAGGCACGCGGAGUUAUCGUUGACGAGCGGAGGCCCAAUGUCAUCCGGGUCGCACCGGCUCCGUUGUAUAACACAUUUAGCGACUGCGUACAGUUCGUAGAAGCCUUCUCGGCGGCGCUGGAGGUGGCCACCAAGCGCGCACUUUAAGUGGCUAGGCCCUUCUUCGUUCGUGUAUACAAAGUCACAUGCUCCGUUAUUUUUUUUUCUCCCGCCCCCCGAAUCUGUGAAUAAUGGAAACUGAGAUCUGACCAGUCGGGCAAGUUGUUGCAAAACCCAUGCAGGUUUAGUCGACCCCGCAAAAUGAUGAGCGAGUGAGAAAGUGGUUCCAACUGUUCGGGAACCGAGUGUGACUUUCUUCGGAUGGGUAUUACAUCCGGAUGCCUUGGGCGAGAAGCAGGAGAUUUCGGUGGGCACACCGAGCACAUGGACAGACAGCCUUACGUUUUUGUAAACCAUGCUAUUGGUGGCUAGGUCUGCUCAGGAACGAUGUAGUUGUGGUCAAUACAUGCCGUGCCAUAAUUCGGUACUUGUGGUCCCGGGUCAG